Molecule: messenger RNA, 13786 nt
Organism: Coregonus sp. 'balchen'
Lineage: Eukaryota; Metazoa; Chordata; Actinopteri; Salmoniformes; Salmonidae
Source: the annotation of a GenBank genome assembly
AUGGACCCUGUCCACUGCAGGCUAUUUUCAUUAGCAGAACGUUAGUAUGUCUUACCAGAUGCCCAGGUCUGGCAACUAACUCUUCUGAAUAAGUAAUUCAUAAAACAAUCUACCUGUAGAGGAAAUUAUAUAAUUUGUGUCUGUGAUUAUUCCCCAUGACAUCAUGAUCCAAUGUGACAAGGGGUGUACUGCACCCAAAAUAACUGCACUCUACUGCAUUUGCACUCGGUUCCUCUCUCUGCAUUUAGAUAUAUUUAUAUUGAUACUGUAGCUACAUUUGUAUAUCAACUGUAAUUCACUGUAUAUUUGUUUAUCCACUGCUCAUUCUCUUACAGCACUAUGUUCAGCUAACCUUGUCUAUCACUAGCAGCACCAUAUCACCAAGUACAAUUCUGAGUAUGUGUAAAUGAACUUGGUGAAUAAAGAUGAUUCUGAUUCUGAUAUUUUGAAAUAAAAAAAGCUGUAGAGAAAAUGAAGACAAUGUGAUCGUUGUCUGCCCCUCUCUCAGGUCCCCCGUGGGUGAGUCGUCAGGUGGAAGAGCGCCAGACAGCCAGGUUGGGGCGGACAGUGCGGCUGGCGUGCCCCGUAGAGGGUGACCCUCCUCCCCUGAUCCUGUGGGUGAAGGACGGGCGUAACGUCCACCCGGGCUGGAGCCGCUACCGAGUGCUGAAACAGAGCCUGAAGAUCAAAGAGGUGGAGCUGGGGGACGCGGGGGUGUAUGUGUGCCGUGUCACCAACGGCUUCGGAAGCAUCGCCCUCAACUACACCCUCAUCAUCAUCGGUAGGGCCAAGGAGCGUCUGACCUCAUCCCUAGUCAAUGUCCACACACUUACAUUUCAUACACAUCAUGUAAAUACACAAUUACAAUACAAUUACAUACAGACAUGCCUUAUGUUCCAAUUCUCUUUGACUCCUUUAAUGAAUACAUCCCUCUCUAUAUUCUCUCAUACCUUAGCUAGUUAACUGAAUAACUCCAAACCUGUCCCAUAUCGGACCUACUCCCUGAAAUGUUACUAAGACAACUUUUCCCCAGAACCUUGGUAGUGUAGUAGUGUGACCUAGCCUUGAUUCUUCAGUCAAAGAGCACAUGAAGAGGGAUUGUAAUGCAGGAGGCCUACUGCCCCCAAGUUAGCCCCUAGAUGUGAUUAUAUUUGACAGAACCGACAUGACUGGCAGCCCUGGCUUUAUUAAAAGAAUAUGGUUUCAUUUACGUAACCAAUGCAAAAUGAAAAUGUACAAGUGAGCAUUGUAACAAUGCCAGUUUAUGACUUGUUAGCGUUACAGAACCCCAGCAGCUCUUCUGUCAGGUUUCAUAUCAAACCUCACGAGAACAAAGAGAGGAUUCUUUACCGGCUGCUCCUGUCACACUACACCCGGGUGCUUGUUUAUAGUGCUGGUAAUUUAAUCCAGUGUUCCUUAUUUUAUACACACUGUCGGAGGUUUCACCCCCCCUCUGACACAAUGAGAAAUUAAUGUUGCGUGUGUGUCAGUGUGUGAGGUUGUGUGGUAAAAGAGUAAACUCUGUCUGGAAGGUGGUUGGAGGGGGGGGGUAGAGGGUUUUGGCGGUGUAGCUUUUGCGAAAUCCUUCUGGUUGAGAUUGAGGAGGGAUAGCUGCUGGGGGACUGUAGACCGGGUAUUCUCUGCCAGAGCACUCGUCAAGGAGACCGCUGAAAUAGACGACCUGCCGCCUGCACCACUAUAAAUCUGCUCCAGUCCAGUGAUGCUGAAAGACUCUGAGGAGUUGUGAGGAGCGCUGAGUGGUGGGACGGAGCCCCCGGCCCUUCCUGUGCUGGCCUCGGUCGGCCUGAUCCAUGGGGCGGGUGAGGAUAGCAGCUGCUCUGUGUGUGUGUGUGUGUGUGUGUGUGUGUGUGUGUGUGUGUGUGCGUGUGUGCGUGUGCUUGUGCGUGCGUGGAGGAUAAGGAGGAGGAGGGAGGGUAAUUACUCCGUUGAUGACUGAGGUGGUUGAACUGGCCCUGAUCGACCUCCAAGGACCUCCUCCUCUGUGUCCUCCUCGUCAUGUUGGAACUCUGAGCAGGGCCUCCCCUCCCUCCAGCCUCCCUGCGUGGGGAGUGAAGGUAGCUUGCUGCUUUCCUGUUUGGUCCCCUGGAGUAAUGUGGAACUGUGAGUUAUAGUGGCCCUGUUCCCUCUGGGACUGUGCUGAAGUCUUACUGAAGUCAUUAACUAACAAUGGCCCUAGAACAGCCCCAGAACAAAACAGGCUAAAACGUGUAGUUUCAGUAUGUGUUUAGUACAGAGGCUCAGGGCAAUUUGUGAAGGAUAUGGGCUGAUAGUUUAGGAUUGUUGUAAGUUUGUGACACAAAGCAAAGGAUGUGACUUUGCCAAAUUCAAUCUUUUUUAUUAAGUUUAAACAGGGUAUGAAAAAACUCUAGUGACCCCUCUGAGGCCCCUGACUGGUUCCACUCAGGUCCUCCCCUGCAGCAAAAAACACUAUGCAGAUCAGUGGCGGUCGGUGCCGUUUAAGAUGAGGGAGAACUUUUUUUCAUGAGCAUGGCCUUAUUUCUAUUACAGCAUAUUGGAUGACCGUCAUUCAUAUUCCAUUCACCCAGUUCAAUGUAACAUCGAUAGGUUUAGGCUACUAAAUGAUACAAAAAUUUUCCCUAUACCCAUCAUGAGGUUGCUACAACCUAGCCCACGAAUGAAAGUUUACAACGUAGGUGCACACAGGUCGAGAGAAAAAUGUGAGGUGACACAUUGACAGACAGUGACACAUUCAAUACUGCCUUGCACACUCUUGCCUGCAUCUAGCUGAUCUAGGGUGUAAUCAUUAGUCCAACAGUUGCAAACUAGAGUUUCUAUUGGACAAAUUCAGGUAUGUUUAUCCCCGUUUCGUUCCGUUUGCUUCCAAUCAUGCAGUCACGUUACAGUGUACAGUCUGUAAGCAGUUCAGUAAGCAGUUUAGCACUUACACCAGUGGACCCCGGUGGCAAUAAAUUAGUAAAACCAAAAGCUUACCUUGGAAGAGUUUCAGUGUUGUGUUGGAUAGUCAUAGUCAGCUAGCUAACAUAGCAUCCCUCUGUUUGAGCUGGGUGUUUGAGUAGGCUAAACUAGCUAGCUGCAUUUUCUAGCAAAGUAAGUGAAAGUGAAAAGAAAAGAAUGAACUAUAGCUCUCUCUCUCUAUCUCUCUAUAAUAAUAUGCCAUUUAGCAGACGCUUUUAUCCAAAGCGACUUACAGUCAUGCGUGCAUACAUUAUUAUUUUUUUUGUGUAUGGGUGGUCCCGGGGAUCGAACCCACUACCUUGGCGUUACAAGCGCCGUGCUCUACCAGCUGAGCUACAGAGGACCACUAUCUCUCUCUUGCUUUUCCUUCAUUUUUGAAGAAAUGAAUUUGUUCAAAACUGUUAAACUAUUGUCUUUCUCUCUCUUUGAGUCAACUACUCACCACAUUUUAUACACUGCAGUGCUAUCUAGCUGUAGCUUAUGCUUUCAGUACUAGUCAUUCUCUGAUCCUUUGAUAGGUUGGAGGACAUCCUCCGGAAGUUGUUAUAAUUACUGUGUAAGUCAAUGGAAGGGGGUGAGAACCAUGAGCCUCCUAGGUUUUGUAUUGAAGUGAAUGUACCCAGAGGAGGAUGGAAGCUAGCUGUCCUCCGGCUACACCAUGGUGCUAUCCUACAGAGUGCUGUUGAGGCUACUGUAGACCUUCAUUGCAAAACAGUGUGUUUUAAUCAAUUAUUUGGUCACGUGAAUAUAUUUACUAUAGUUUUACCUAAAAAGGAUAACGUUUUUAAUGUUUUACUAUUUUUAUGAAAUUCACUUUGGAGGAUGGUCCUCCCUUUCCUCCUCGGAGGAGCCGCCACUGAUGCAGAUAUAUGUCAGGCUGCAGUACAACAGAAAGACAGACAGAGCGAAAGGGCAACUCUAGCCACACUUAAAGAGCAACUAAUCCCUUUGAAAAUGGCCUAUGUGGCAUCGAUAUAAGUCAGAAACAUUUAUUCUAGUGUCAAAAUUGACUACAAAGUGUAAAUAGGAUAGUUUUGGUCGUAAAGUCAGUCUCGCCUAAAACUGAGUUUGGAACCUCAGUGCGUCACAACGAGUAAAUUAAGGAUGAGUUUGGAUUACAAUUAUGUCAACAAAUCUUACCCCCUUUUGCCAAGCUCCACGUGCAAAUCGCCCCUCCGCUUCCCUUCAUUGAAUGGGGCAUCAUUGUUUCAUCACCCCCAACGCAUUCAAAGGAUCACGGACCCUAAACGGAUUGACAAUGCCUCCACAGCCAAAGUUCUAUGGUUUGCAUGCCCUGCCGAAGGACCGUAGGAUGUUGAAUAGGUGCUUGGAGUUCGUCGGUCCCCAAGUCUGCACCAGUAACGCUAUCUUGGUGUGCAACGAUCGGUGGUGGUGAGUAUAGCCAGAGAAACUGGAAUAUAAUGACCUCUCUGGUAUAAUUUAGCUAACUCUUAGAUAACGUUAUUGCUGGUUAUGUAAGUAGCUAUCUUUUAAUAUAGCGAGAAUGGCUAGCUAAUGUUAUCUAGUGAGGCAGGCUAGCUAACGUUUUAGCUAACGUUUGUGUAGGUAGCUCAUACAAGUUUAUUGUGUAUUAUGUAGAUACCGCUGGUUAUGUAACGUUUAUCAUUUCAUAAUGCUAGCUUACUACAGGCCAGCUAACGUUAGCCUACAAGUCGGAUUUGCAAGUUAAUUCUUUUGUAUUGUCUAGGGCAAAACUAAAUAAUGGAUGCAGCUAUGGUGGUAGCUAACUCAUGUUUGAGUCUGACUUAUACAGUGAACUAGGAGCAACAAACCGUAAUGGCGUCACCGGCCUGAAUCUAAUCCAAUCUGGAGCUACAGUCAGUCUACAUCUGUAAUGCAUACAAUUAGGGUGUCCACUAGUUACCACAGCCACAAAGCCAAAAUUGGCUAUAUCGUAAAAGUUUAUGAAGACACAUUUGCUUUUUGGUAUUAAUUUAAAGCAGGGUUGUCAAACUAAUUUUGAGUAAAAAAAAAAAAUCUCUCUCAUAUAUGUGUGUGUGUGUAUGUGUAUAUAUAUAUACACACACUACAUGACCAAAAGUAUGUGGACACCUGCUCGUCGAACAUCUCAUUCCAAAAUCAUGGGCAUUAAUAUGGAGUUGGUCCCCUCUUUGCUGGUAUAACAGCCUCCACUCGCUUUCCACUAGAUGUUGGAACGUUUCUGCGGGGAAUUGCUUCCCCAUUCAGCCAUGAGCAUUACUGAGGUCGGGCACUGAUGUUGGUCAAUUAGGCUCGCAGUCGGCCUUCCAAUUCAUCCCAAAGGUGUUCAGUGGGGUUGAGGUCAGGGCUUUGUGCAGGCCAGUCAAGUUCUUCCACAUCGAUCUUGACAAACCAUUUCUGUAUGGACCUCGCUUUCUGCACGGGGGCAUUGUCAUGCUGAAACAGGAAAGGGCCUUCCCUAAACUGAUGCCACAAAGUUGGAAGCACAGAAUCGUCUAGAAUGUAAUUGUAUGCUGUAGCGUUAAGAUUUCCCUUCACUGGAACUAAGGGGCCUAGCUCGAACCAUGAAAAACAGCCCCAGACCAUUAUUCCUCCUCCACCAAGCUUUACAGUUGGCACCAUGCAUUUGGCAUGUAGCGUUCUCCUGGCAUCUGCCAAACCCAGAUUAAUCCGUCGGACUGCCAGAUGGUGAAGCGUGAUUAAUCACUCCAGAGAACACGUUUCCACUGCUCCAGAGUCCAAUGGCGGCGAGCUUUACACCACAAGAGCCGACACUUAGCAUUGCACAUGGUGAUCUUAGGCUUGUGUGCGGUUGCUCGGCCAUGAAAACCCAUUUCAUGAAGCUCCCGACGAACAGUUCUUGUGCUGACGUUGCUUCCAGAGGCAGUUUGGAACUCGGUAGUGAGUGUUGCAACCGAGGACAGACGAUCUUUACGUGCUUCAGCACUCGGCGGUCCCGUUCUGUGAAGCUUGUGUGGCCUAACACUUCGCGGCUGAGCCGUUAUUGAUCCUAGACGUUUCCACUUCACAAUAACAGCACUUACAGUUGACCGUGGCAGCUCUAGCAGGGCAGAUAUUUGACGAACUGACUUGUUGGAAAGGUGGCAUCCUAUGACGGUGCCACGUUGCAAGUCACUGAGCUCUGCAAUGUUUGUCUAUGGAGAUUGCAUGGCUGUGUGCUCAAUUUUGUACACUUGUCAGCAACGGGUGUGGCUGAAAUAGCCGAAUCCACUCAUUUUGAAGGGGUGUCCACAUACACUACCGUUCAAAAGUUUGGCGUCACUUACACAUUUCCUUGUUUUCCAUGAAAACAUACAUGAAAUGAGUUUGAAUAGGAAAUAUAGCAAAAUGAAUUGGAAAUGUAGUCAUUGACAAGGUUAGAAAUAAUGAUUUUUAAUUGAAAUAAUAAUUGUGUCCUUCAAACUUUGCUUUCGUCAAAGAUUCCUCAAUUUGCAGCAAUUACAGCCUUGCAGACCUUUGGCAUUCUAGUUGUCAAUUUGUUGAGGUAAUCUGAAGAGAUUUCACCCCAUGCUUCCUGAAGCACCUCCCACAAGUUGGAUUGGCUUGAUGGGCACUUCUUACGUACCGUACCAUACGGUCAAGCUGCUCCCACAACAGCUCAAUAGGGUUGAGAUCCGGUGACAGUUCUGGCCACUCCAUUAUAGACAGAAUACCAGCUGACUGCUUCUUCCCUAAAUAGUUAUUGCAUAGUUUGGAGCUGUGCUUUGGGUCAUUGUCCUGUUGUAGGAGGAAAUUGGCUCCAAUCAUGCACCGUCCACAGGGAAUGGCAUGGUGUUGCAAAAUGGAGUGAUAGCCUUCCUUCUUCAAGAUUCCUUUUACCCUGUACAAAUCUCCCACUUUACCACCACCAAAGCACCCCCAGACCAUCACAUUGCCUUCACCAUGCUUGACAGAUGGCAUCAAGCACUCCUCCAGCAUCUUUUCAUUUGGUCUGCGUCUCACAAAUGUUCUUCUUUGUGAUCCGAACACCUCAAACUUCGAUUUGUCGGUCCAUAACACUUUUUUUCCAAUCUUCCUCUGUCCAGUGUCUGUGUUCUUUUGCCCAUCUUAAUAUUUUCUUUUUAUUGGCCAGUCUGAGAUAUGGCUUUUUCUUUGCAACUCUGCCUAGAAGGUUAGCAUCCCGGAGUCACCUCUUCACUGUUGACGUUGAGACUGGUGUUUUGCGGGUACUAUUUAAUGAAGCUGCCAGUUGAGGACCUGUGAGGUGUCUGUUUCUCAAACUAGAGACACUAAUGUAUUUGUCCUCUUGCUCAGUUGUGCACCGGGGCCUCCCACUCCUCUUUCUAUUCUGGUUAGAGCCAGUUUGCGCUGAUCUGUGAAGGGAGUAGUACACAGCGUUGUACAAGAUCUUCAGUUUCUUGGCAAUUCCUCGCAUGGAAUAGCCUUCAUUUCUCAGAACAAGAAUAGACUGACGAGUUUCAGAAGAAAGUUAUUUGUUUCUGGCCAUUUUCAGCCUGUAAUCGAACCCACAAUUGCUGAUGCUCCAGAUACUCUACUAGUCUCAAGAAGGGCAGUUUAAUUGCUUCUUUAAUCAGAACAACAGUUUUCAGCUGUGCUAACAUAAUUGCAAAAUAGUUUUCUAAUGAUCAAUUAGCCUUUUAAAAUGAUAAACUUGGAUUAGCAAACACAACGUGCCAUUGGAAAACAGGACUGAUGGUUGCUGAUAAUGGGCCUCUGUACGCCUAUGUAGAUAUUCCAUAAAAAAUCUGCCGUUUCCAGCUACAAUAGCCAUUUACAACAUUAACAAUGUCUACACUGUAUUUCGGAUCAAUUUGAUGUUAUUUUAAUGGUCAAAAAAAUCAAAAACAAGCACAUUUCUAAGUGACCCCAAACUUUUGAACGGUAGUGUAUAUUUUUUGUUAUUUUUAUUAAUCAAACCACCCGCAUGCUGGAUUGAAAACAAACUCAAUAUACUUAAAAAUUACUCAAACCAAAUUGAAACUGUGUAGAAAUGAUAAUGGUCCUACAUUCAUACAGUUCCUUGACUGUGUCCAGCUCACUAAAACAACCAAAAUGAAUGCUAGACAGUCAGGAAGCAUUGAAAAUCCCCAAAAUGAUGGAUUCUAUUUUUUGUCCAUUUUGACAGUGAGGAAAUAUAACAUGUUUUCAGUGUGGCCCUUCGUACCUCGCUGAAGACAAAAUGAGUUUUGACAACCUUGCCUUAUAUUAAGACCAAAAAUCAAAUUUUUGUUUUCAUAAACUUUUACGAUAUAGCCAAUUUUGACUAUAUAAGGUUAGGGUUAAUUAAGGUUAGGUUUAAAAUUACCUUUUAAGAAGAUAAAUUGUAGAAGUAGGCAGGCUUUAUGACUUUGUGGCUGUGGUAACUAGUGACGACCUAGCAUUAGUUUGACCCGAGUUACUGCCCUGAUGACACAGACGGCUUCAUCAACAACGGUAAUGUGUGUUGUGUGAAAAGUUGUAUUAAAAAAUACCCGGUUUGAUAAACUAGUAGGUUAAUUGCCCAGCCAUGCAGAUACAAGUAGUAGAGUCAUUUUGGUUGUGAAGUCCAAUAUCAAAAACAUUUGUCCUUUCUUUAUAACAAAAUGCAAUUUACCACUGUCCUCGGUUGCAACACUCAUGUCACAUGCCCUCCCAGUCAACACCACCUCAUAAGAUGAGGGAGUACAUUGUUUAUAAGGAUUGCCUGCUGCAGUUGUUCGAGAGAUGUCCAGUUUGCAGUCGAACAUGCAACAUAGAAAAGACCAGCAAAGGAACCCUCAGCAUCACGUAGACAUGACCUCGCUGUGAGCAUUUCUAUAAAUGGAAUCAGGUUGGUGACAUUUUACCUGGUCAAAACAGUUAUGAGUUUUGUCCCAAUUCACCUUCAUAAUCUAGCCUGGUGGAACCAGCCUGACCGCUGCGUUUCCAUUCUAUUUCACUUCACAUAUCAUGAUAUCUGAAGUGAAAUAGAAAGGUGAAUGCAGCGAUCAGGUUGGUUCCACCAUGCUAAUCAUAACCACCAUUGAUAAUGUAAUCAGUGCUCUGUCUGUGUGUUUGUGUGUGACCGACCAGUAUCUUUGAUGAGGGGUCAGGAGCUGAUCUACGCUGCCAUGCCCAACAAUGGGACACUGGCAAAGACUUUACCUCCAGCCUCACCUCUUGCCUGCUCACCAACGGUCAUGGAUGGGGAGACCAGAAUUAGGUAGGUUUAGUCUGACCUGUUCAAACUUCAAGAUAGUUUGUUGUUUGUCAGAUAUCACCUAUCCUAACUGCCAUUGGCAAUAGAACAGUGACUGUGUGUGUGUUCACAGAUGCAUCUAUGGAGGCAGCACUUGGGAGACUUGCAAAAGGAUGUGAUGGAGUCCUGGCCGACAGACCAGCUUGAUACUGACGUCUCUGAAUGGAGAGAGACCUUGCACUCAACACAUCCACAGUGUGGGACUGAAGGGGAUUACUAAUAAUACAGUAUAGCAGAAAUGUCCAGCAUUUGCAAUACCCUUUUCAUUCCAUGUGUCACUGAUGAACUCUGCCUCAACUCUGCCUAUUUCUACAGAUGGACUGUAGAUGCUUUGCCAGACGCCAGCCUCGGUUGUUUGAUGGGGAGACCAUAAUUGAAUAGGUUUUAUCUGACAUAGUACCUGUUUGUGUGUCAGAUAUGAACUAUCCUAACUGCCGUCGGUAAUAGAACGAACAGUGACUAUGUGUGUAUGUGUUCACAGAAACAUGUAUGGAGCUAGCACAUGGAGACUUGCAAGAUAAUGUGAAGAAGGCCAGACCGACCGACGGGCUUGAAACUGAUGUCUCUAAAUGGAGAGAGACCUGGCACUUGGCAUAACAUUUUUACUAGACACAACUUUUACUUGUAUUGUCUUUUUUUAUUAUUGAAUUGAAUGGUAUCAGUCAAUAUGGGGAGGGAGAGGCACAGUAUCUGUAUCGGCUGGGAAUGACAAUGAAAAGUUAAAGGUGCGCACAUUGUUAUAUUAGCAGAACACUGCUACUAUGGUAUUAUGUAAAGGGUGUUUAUUCUACACUGACCUGUUACUACAUUUGAAAGUGAUCCAAACACUUAGUUUAGAAAAUCUACAUAAAUUCAGCAAUUGCAUUCUUCUCAUAUUACUCUGUAGGCUACUGACCUAUUCAAAGCUUCCUCCGGCAUCUCACCAUACAUCUGCCUGUAGUUAUUGAACUCAACGUGCAGGAGGUUUGUUUGUUGUGAUUGAGUGGGGGGAAACAGCUGAAAUGGCAUCCCUUGAGAGGGCAAUAAUGAAAUAUAUGUUAGAAGUACAAUAGUAUCAUAAGGAGACAUAUACUUGGAAUACUGAGGAGGAAUAGAGGGAAAAAGAGAGGCAGAGGAAGUCGAAGAGAGAGAAGGAGGAAGAGGGUGAGCUUGAGUCGGGUAAAAAUUGAGGAAAAAAGGGAGAUGGUUUGUCGAAGAAGAAUGGUAGAAAGUAUAAGCCAAGUGAGUGGAACUCCGGAUCGAGGUCUGGAGGAGAAAUUCAAUUGAGGGAGAAUUAUCGGAGGUGGCAGGUGUGGCGAAAUCCUCAGAGGAUAAAGAUGAGUCUGUGACAGUAGGAGUGACAUUUUUGUAGAAGGCGACCCCUGCCUUUUGGCUUAUCCAUUUGUGGUUUCAGGGUGGGUGAAAACAGAGUUGGGUGCUAUGGAAUCGGUGAAGGUAACCCGAAGUGGUCUUGUGAUAAUUGGGACAAGAGAUGUGACGACUUUUGCUCUCAAGAGCAAAUUGAAAGGAGUGAUUACUGGGAUAGCGGUAAAUGUGAAAGUGGACCAACUGAAGGGGAAGAUUCCCAGUGUUUGUGAUGCUUGUCAUUUGGUGCGACACAGAAAGGGUGGUGUGAGUGGUGAAACAGAAGAGUCAUUGUCUGUUCUUUUGAGUUUUGAUCUUGAGUCUCUGCCCGACAAAGUGAUGUUAGGAUACUUCAGUUAUCCUGUACGAACUUAUGUGCCGAAUACAUUACGUUGUUACAGGUGUCAAGCUUAUGGGAAUGUGGCAGUGUGCAGGAGGGAGAUUCCAAGGUGUGAGAAGUGUGCAGAAGGGCAUGAGACAAAUGAAUGUGUAGCAUUGGGGAAAGAAGCAGUAUGUGUUAAUUGUAGGGGUGCCCGUGGGGCUGGGGAUCUGAAGUGUCUGCUGCGAGAGAGGCAAGUUGAGGUUACCAGGUAGAGUAGAGGGUGUCAUAUGCUGAGGCAGUGAAGAAAAUUGAAGAAGAUGGUUCAAGGGGGAGGGAUCCUGAGAGGAGUUGUGUGAAUAUUAGAUAUGUAUCAGUAUAGAGGGAAAGGCCAAAGAGUGAUAUAUGCUUUAUUAAGAUUGGCUUUUUAGGGUUCAUAGCAAUGGUUAUCAACUGUACUGCAGGGAUGGAACGUAAGUCUCAGAAAAUAGAGGUAGUGGUGGCAACUGCAGAUAAUUUAUUUGGGUGUACGAGAUUUGACGUCAGAAGAGUUACAGGGUGUGUCCUGUCUUUUCAGACUGUUAGCCUGAGGUAGGACUAGAUAGGUUUAAAUAGUGUAGUAGGGUGUUGGGUUAGAUGGUAGGGUAUUUGUUGAUUUAUAAGAGAGUUAUACUCCAGUCUAGUUGGUGACAGUAAUGCAGCAAAUAUUGGAUGCCAACCGCCGUUAAACCUCAUGGAAGAAGAAGAGGAAACAGCUGUGGGCAAGGUUCUGACAGAUGGGUGUGUCUUGGUGGUGGCAAGGACACACCCAAGAAACAACCACAUCAAGCCACACCUCUAAGCCAACUCACGUUUGGGUUCUGUCAUGGCCGCCAACAUUUCUUGAGGAGCAAGCCAAAAAACGAGGCUAAAUCAGUGGGUGCAUUUCCGCUUUUAAGUAUUCAACACAGAGGUACACUAAAUGACCAAAAGUAUGUGAACAUCUCAUUCCAAAAUCAUGGCCAUUAAUAUGGAGUUGGUCCCCCCUUUGCUGCUUUAACAGACACUCUUCUGUGAAGGCUUUCCACUAGAUGUUGGAACAUUGCUGCAGGGACUUCCUUCCAUUUAGCCAUAAGAGCAUUAGAGGUCGGGCACUGAUGUUGGGUGAUUUGGCCUGGCUCGCAGUCUGCGUUCCAAUUCAUCCCAAAGGUGUUCGAUGAGGUUGAGGUUAGUGCUCUGUGCAGGCCAGUCAAGUUCUUCCACUGAUCUCGACAAACCAUUUCUGUAUGGACCUCGCUUUGUGCACGGGUGCAUUGUCAUGCUGAAACAGGAAAGGGCCUUCCACAAAGUUGGAAGCACAGAAUGGUCUAGAAUGUCAUUGUAUGCUGUAGCGUUAAGAUUUCCCUUCACUGGAACUAAGGGGCCUAGCCCGAACCAUGAAAAACAGCCCCAGACCAAACUUUACAGUUUGCACUAUGCAUUCGGGCAGGUAGCGUUUUCCUGGCAUCCGCCAAACCCAGAUUUGUCCGUCGGACUGCCAGAUGGUUAAGCGUGAUUCAUCACUCAGAGAACACAUUUCCACUGCUCCAGAGUCCAAUGUCGGCGAGCUUUACACCAUUCCAGCUGACGCUUGGCAUUGCGCAUGGUGAUCUUAGGCUUGUGUGCGGCUGCUCAACCAUGGAAAUCCAUUUAAUGAAGCUCCCGACGAACAGUUCUUGUGCUGACGUUGCUUCCAGAGGCAGUUUGGAACUCGGUACUGAGUAUUACAACCUUCAGCACUCGGUGGUCCCGUUCUGUGAAGCUUGUGUGGCCUACCACUUCGCGGCUGAGCCGUUGUUGCUCCUAGGCAUUUCCACUUCACAAUAAUGGCACGUACAGUUGACCGGGAAGCUCUAGCAGGGCAGAAAUUUGACGAACUGACUUGUUGGAAAGGUGGCAUCCUAUGACGGUGCCACGUUGCAAGUCACUGAGCUCUUCAGUAAGGCCAUUCUACCUCCAAUGUUUGUCUGUGGAGAUUGCAUGGCUGUGUGCUCAAUGUUAUACACCUGUCAGCAACGGGUGUGGCUGAAAUAGCCGAAUCCACUAAUUUGAAAGGAGUGUCCUCAUACUUUUGUAUAUAGUGUAUUUGGUGACAUUCAAUAGCACCUGUUGUCAACAUGUCUCUAAUCUUAUCAACUCCUCCUCAUAGCAAGCACGGGCAGAGAGGCAAGUCUAACCUCAAGUUCCGAUCCCUUUUUCUUUAUGACUGCUUCAAGCCAGCAACACACUGAGUAGAGCAUGCUUGUCAUAAAAAUGUAUCCCUGUAGCUGAUAUUCUGUUCUUGGCUCUUGAUGGCUCGGUGUGAUAAUUUGGCUGUAAACCCGAGUGAGGUAACAGUAAUUUAAAGGUCUUUUUUAACACAUAGACCACAGUUCUCACUGAAGUACUUUUUCUUUGUGCUUUUCUGCACACAAGUGUAAAUAGAAACAUAUUUUUCCCACAAUAGUGGCAGGAGAAAAUUACCCCAUAGGUAUUAGUUGUGCUCUUGACUUGCGUUUUUGCAGCUGCAUGGUAUGUUUUAAUGACAUCAUAAACACAGGUCCAAUCUCACACUGCUGGGUGAGUAUUGCUGGGUUGUUACUGCUGCGUUAUGUGCUGCUCCUUGGCAAAAACAAGGCUUUACAAUGUCUCCCUCUUUUUACCUCCAUGGCAGUAAAAGUGUUCUUUUGUCAGGGGAUGUUUAAAACAUUUGGAAGCUGUCAAAGUUCAGGAGAGGUAAAGCUUGACCCCUGACCUCUGGUGACCUUCCCACCACUCACUCUGGACAUCCUGUCCGGCAGGGGGACAAAUCCUUCAUCACUCCAUUUCCCCCCUAGUCCCCAGUGUCCCACUCACAGCACCCAGGCCCCAAUGGCCGCUCCAUCUCCCCCACCACCACUGCUGCCCAGGGCCUGGUUAGCUGUACCCCUAUCACUGGCUACACGCCUAUUCCUAGCUGUAGCCUACCCCUGGCUGUAACCAUGGCUAUAGCCCUGGUGGUCCCUUAG